Bacidia gigantensis is the source of this 1965-nucleotide messenger RNA. RefSeq lists its product as uncharacterized. The transcript has 3 exons. The coding region runs from base 1 to 1965 and encodes 654 amino acids. The record is from RefSeq and is a predicted model, not a curated record. Lineage: Eukaryota; Fungi; Ascomycota; Lecanoromycetes; Lecanorales; Ramalinaceae.
AUGGCCCGACACCACCAACAUCAUCGCCAUCACGGGCACCCACUAUUCAGCGAAAACACACCGCCUGCACUCAAUGUUCAGCCAGUACACCUGAGGCAGAUCAUUGACAACCCACUGGCGCAGGCGAAAUCUUUGUUCAUACGCACACCACCGGGUGUCUCUGGCAGUCCCUCAGACAGCUCCGACAGCUCAACUUCCGACGGCAGCAGCAGCAGCAGUAGUAGUGACACCAGCAGCAGCGACACCAGUGGCAGCAGUAGCAGUGACACCAGCAGCAGCAGCACCUCAAGUUCAAAGGGUCACCAAGGAGUCAACAUUUCAAUACCUGUCGCUCUCGGAGUCAUGCAUGUGAGGAAACUGCGUCAAGAAGAUGCCAACGAUCCUCACAAGUCGCUGGAUUUUGGAUGGGACCCGGCUGCUAAUACCGGAACCAAGAAGCGUGGUAAAAGUCAAAAGAGAGGCAAGUCUGGUGCGGAUGUCGAUGGGCUCGCUUUAGAGAAAGGUGCGCGAAAGGACAGAGGCUUAUCAAUGGAUAUGGAUGUUGGUAGCCCGUAUCUGAUGCCACCUGGGCUUCAUGGGUCUCGCGAGUCUUUGCAUUCGAUGUCACGAACGAUACACAGCCAAGACGAUCGAUAUCGCCCCGCAACCACAUAUGUCCCGGGCGACAACGCUUCACUUCACUCGCAGAAAACCAGGCGUGCCGCCGAUGACUCUUCAAGCCAAGCUGGCUCGAGUUCUCUGCAUCGUGCCGGUCGAGAUGACAUGAAGCAGGAUCUGCUUGGCAAUGCUCAGCGCAUGUCAAGAUCAGUGCCACCUAUGAACCGCGUGCCUGUACCAGAGAUCAAGACACCCGAUGCUGCGCAAGAAAUGCCUCGGAAGCCACUAGCUACAAAUCCCACAAUUCCUCCAACUGGCGGAUUAGCGCCGACCGCCGGCUUUGCAGACAGCAGAGACUCUUACCAGCCAAACGAGCAUUUACGGAAAAGCAAUAAUUAUCUGGGUGCCUUCAUUCAUAGCCGAGACCCUUCGGCAGACGUGAAGAGUCCCGAGACGGAAAAGAGUGAAUACCUGACCCCAAGGGAGACACCUGCUACCCCGACUUCGACCUUUCUUGAUACCCGAAAAUCGCCGCCACCAGCCACGAACACGUCCUCCAACUCUACAAGACCAUCUAGACAUCAAUCCCUGCAAUCCUCGCAUCAUGCAUCCAUAGAACAAAACUCUCACGAGAGUUCUAGUGAUUACGGAGAUACAUUCAAGAUUACGCCGGCAUCACCUCACUUAUCUCACCAGGAUCAGCAUCCGAACAAUCGCGGGUCAAGUCAGGAGUAUAUGCCACCUAUCGACGAAUAUUCGUUGGGUGUCGAUGAAAAUGACUUUGGCUAUGAUGUUCGGAGACUGUCUGUGGGAGUUCGUCCGCUGCCCCCAGAAGAUCCCACCGACAAUCCAGAACAGCGGGCCAAUAGGAUCAGGUCUUUUUACAAAGAAUACUUUGACGAUUCGAAGCCAGCGCCUACAGGUGCUGAGUACUACGAAGACUAUGACGAGAAUUAUCUCGGUGACGGUGCGAUCUUCGAUCCAUCAUCUGGACAGUAUGUCACUGCCCAUUCAAUGCCGUAUGCCGAACCUUAUGGUCGACGUGCAAUGACUCCACCCCCUAGAGUCGGCGGUCGUCGUCAUGCCGCCACCAUACAUCUGCUCCGCAAAUCUGGCACAUUUACCGCUCUAGAUUUUGCUCCUCCUCCUCGAUUCAAAAAUUCUGAUACAGCUUCUGAUGCUGGCUCAAUACGUAGCAAUAGGAGCGCAAUGUCAGCUAGAACACAACACGCUGUCCGCACUGGGGCAUAUCGAGUCAGCCGCAUACCAAAGGAAGUCGUCGGUACCAGAGGCGACCUCAUGGACAGCCUGAAGCCACAAUGGAACAUGCACAACAACACUGGCACUAUUGGCAUGACUGUCAAAUAG